UGAACUGAGUGAAUCACCAAUAAUCAUCUUCUCUGUAAGUCCUUUUACAUACACACCGAAGCUAGAAAAACCUCCACGUAAAUCGCUUCCAUACUUUGCUACCUCUUUAUUUUUAAUUAGUUGGGGGUUUUCAAAUCCUAGGACGUAGCCUAAUUGUGUUGAUAAUGAUAUGUAAUCAAUAUUUGGAUGAUCAAUUUUUAGAAAAAAUUUAGCAAAAUCAGUAUUGUAUUCAAACGUAAUAGAGUUGAUCAUAUUUUUUAAAAGUGUCAAAUUACCGCUAAGUCGAAUACCUCCCCUCCAUAAUGAAAAUUUAUUAGUGUCAACAUUAUCCGUAUUUUUUUCUUCAUUAUCUUCGAUUGUGAUCUCGUUGUUAUUAUCUUUUAUUAGAGUUUUAUUAUUAGUAUCUCGAACAUCCGCUAAUCCUAAAGCUACUAGAGGAGUUACAAUAUAUUUUGAAUUUGUCUCCUUUACAGUCUGAGAUUUGGAAGAUUGAUUAGUAUUAUUUUGUGUCUCCCAUUGAGGUACCUCUGAUUUCUUUUGCCUAUCUUUCAACGGUUGAGUAUUUGAUAUCUUUAUAUCAUUUGUCUUCUCUUUUUCUCCAACGUGUUCAUUUUCCUUUACGUCUACCUUAUUUUUCUCUGGCUUAGGUUGAUCAAUUGGUGGUGAUAUUUUUGGAGGCGAUUUUGGUACUGUAUUUAUUUUGGGUUUUGUCUCUAUUAAAUUAUCGACCUUUGAAGAUUUCCCUUUUUCUCUUUCAUGUUCUUUUCCCUUUACAUCUAUAACUUUAUUUUUAUCUAGCUUUGGUUGAUCAAUUUGUGGUGAUAUUUUCGGAGGCGAUUUUGGCGAUUUUGGUACUGUAUUUAUUUUUGAUUGUGACUUUGCCAAAUUAUUGAUCCUUGGAGGUGAUUUAUGUAAUGUAUUCACUUUUGGUUGUGACUCUGGUAAAUUAUCGGCCCUUGGAGGCGACACGAGAUCACGCUUCCAUCUUCCAUCUAGCCUUGGAGGUGAGAUUGGGGACGAUAUUUUUGGAGGUGAGAUUGGGGACGAUAGUUUUGGAGGUGAGAUUGGUGGCGAUAUUUUUGGAGGUGAUGGUAGAUCAUUGUUAUCUGGAGUUGUUUCGAGAUCUCGCUUCCUUUUUCUAUCUAGCCUUGGAGGAGAGACUACAGAUUUGCUCUUUGAACUAUUAG
Meloidogyne enterolobii is the source of this 1187-nucleotide messenger RNA. The record is from the annotation of a GenBank genome assembly. NCBI's taxonomy places the organism in Eukaryota, Metazoa, Nematoda, Chromadorea, Rhabditida, Meloidogynidae.